GAGGUCGCUUGCAUCUGGAGAGACGGGAGAUUGCAAGUCUGAAGAAUGGACUGCAGAAGGGCAUAGAAACUCUUGAUAUUGCGAUCAACAUGGCAACACUUCGAAGCACCCGGCAAAAUCAGGAUGCGCUGCGGACUCUGGAAAGAAGAAUUGUCACAUCGAUGAGUGAGUUUGCCGGUGAGAUACAAGGCCUGCAGAUGGCAAUACAAUCCUUGCCGUCUCCCUCUGAGAGCUCCAGCAUCACCCGGACGGAUGUUGAUCAGGUGGUAAGUCUGUUAAAACGGCAAAUUGACCUGAUACAACAGAGCUUGAGGGUUUGCGACAGCGGGCUGAGGGAGACCUCGAGAAGUACUGGAACGACGGUGGCGAAUGCCAGAGUGCUUGAUAAAGCCCGUCAGCUCAUUGGAAACAUUGGAAGUGAUGUUCGACUUGGGCCUCACACACUACCGGUGAAUAUCAGUCAUGCGGAGGCUAGGGACAAUGCAUAUCAUGGGGUGGGAAACAUCUCCGAUGCGGCGUUGGAGGCGUUCUUGAGAUAGUAAAGCCUGAGCGAACUUCGUUGUGCCUGAAAGGAGGUAAUGAGAAGUGAGUUUCAAAUAUAUCGUGGAUAAGCAAGAGUG
This is a messenger RNA of Aspergillus fijiensis CBS 313.89, 620 nucleotides long. RefSeq lists its product as uncharacterized. The transcript has 2 exons. NCBI's taxonomy places the organism in Eukaryota, Fungi, Ascomycota, Eurotiomycetes, Eurotiales, Aspergillaceae. Bases 90 to 539 code for a protein of 149 amino acids. The record is from RefSeq and is a predicted model, not a curated record.